CCGUCCCCGCCGCAGUCGCCGCCCAGCCCGGCGGGAAGGGGCUCGGGAUCCGCGGGGCCGCGACGGCGCGGGGGGCGGGGCUCGUGGGGCCGAUGGACCGGGCCGCCCCGCGCCUGCUCCUGGCCCUCGGCCUCGGUCUAGCGAUCCUCCACUGUGUUGUGGCAGAUGGGAAUUCAACCAGAGGUCUUGAAAAGGAUGGCCUUCUCUGUGGAGAUCCUGGGGGAAACUGCGCAGGGGCCGCGACCACCGCGCGGUGGAGGCGGAGGGGCCACUUCGCGCGCUGCCCCCAGCGCUACGAGCACUACUGCCUCAAGGGGAGAUGUCGCUUCGUGGUGGCCGAGCAGACACCGUCCUGCGUCUGUGAUGAAGGCUAUACGGGGGCGAGAUGUGAGAGAGUUGACUUGUUUUACCUCAGAGGAGAUAGAGGGCAGAUUUUGGUGAUCUGUUUGAUAGCAGUUAUGGUCAUUUUUAUCAUUUUGGUGGUCGGUGUCUGCACAUGCUGUCAUCCACUGAGGAGGCGUCGUAAAAGAAGGAAGAAAGAAGAAAUGGAAACUCUGGGUAAAGAUAUAACUCCAAUAAAUGAAGAUAUUCAAGAGACUAGUAUUGCUUAAUGACUAUGAAGUUACCUCCAGGCUAGCGGCAAGCUGCAAGAUGCCUGGCUUGUUUGAAAAUGGACAGAAUGUGUCUCAGGAAAAUAGCCAGGAGAAAUGAAUUUUAAAUAAUGUAUUUACUUUUUGUUUGUAAUGUUAGUUUGCAUUUUUUACUAUUUUUGUAAUGAUGCGUAACUUUAUUAUUGUUUAGUAAUUGGGAAAAACCACUCAGUUCAGAAAUUUUAAUAAACUUCCACUAAAACUUCUGUCACCAGGAUUAGUAGUCAAACAAAAAAGGAAGAUGAGGAGUUUAGGUUUUAGGAAUGGAAUUACUAGUAAAGCUACUUUUCAUCCAGCACUUUCCAUGGACUGAGAGUUUAAAGUUUAUCAUUUCCUUUAAUUCUUUUAAGAACCUAUGAGGUGGGCGGCCCCAGUGGCUCAGCGGUUUGGUGCCACCUUCAGUCCAGGGCGUGAUCCUGGAGACCCCGGGAUCGAGUCCCAGGUCGGGCUCUCUGCAGGGAGCCUGCUUCUGUCUCUUCCUCUCUCCCUCUCACUCUCUGUGUCUCUCAUGAAUAAAUAAAUAAAUAAAAUCUUUAAAAAAAAAAAAAAAGAAAGAACCUAUGAGGUAUCUAUUGUGAUCCUCAUUUCCCAUAUAUGGGAACAGACACAAAGAAAUUAAAUAACAUAGCCCAGGUUUGCAAAGUUAUCAAUUGGUGGGGCCAAGAUUGGAACCAAGAUCUACCCAGUUUCAGUUUGUGUUCUCAACUAUCACUUUUGUUGAUCAGAUUGGGUGCAACCUAACUCACUAAUAUAACCCAAGACUUUAUACUAAACUAUAUUUUGCCAUGACUCUGAGAUUCUGGGGCUAUUUUCCUGCAGAAACUUAGAAUGGAGAGUCCUCACUCUGCCUUACUGUUACCAUCACAUUUUCUGAGCAUUGACUUCUAUUAUGUUUCUUUGCUCCUUUAUAAAGUUUCCAUGGCAUGAAUAAAUUCCUACAUUAGUAAAUCAAACAGAUUUGCCCCCUAGCUAGGGUAAUGAAUAAAGAUGGGAUACAUGCCUGACAGUCUUUAGGGUCCACGUAAGUGUUUGUACUCACUAAGGGAUAAAUGAUACCACUGGGACCGGUUGUUUGUUCCAAGGCAAUGGUCAGUGACAGCAGAGCCCAGUCACACUGUUUGUGACCAUAUUCUUAUUUCUGUUCUUCCAAAAAGCAUUACCUGUGAUUGCUCUGAAGUGGAUGUUGUUGCAAGGAAAUCAUGACCAUAAGCAUCUAUCACUUGGGACCAGCCUGCCAAAUAUUCCUUCAACUCCAUUGCAUAUUUAAUAAAGACCCUUUUAAAACUGAAAGAGCUAAAUCUACAGUUAGCCAAUAUUCCAUAGAAUAUGAAACUUUCUACAAUGACUAAUUUACAAAAAUUGAUGGGCGAUGUCCCCAAAUUGCUGAACUUUUGUUGUGUGAUGUUAGCCAAGCAGCUUUUCUUUCCAGAAUCCUAGCAGAUUUUACUUUGCAGUGUAGACUUCACACAUGAAGUGAAGGGGAGAAUUCACACUAAAGGGAAGGUUGGAUGUCACCUUCUAUCAUACAUCCUGUUUUGAGUGAGAAUGAGGCUGUGUUCACAGAAAUAGCUCAAAUAUAUUAAGACCUAAGCCAAACAACUAAUCAUCUCCCAAACCCAUUUUUCCUUCUGACUUAAUAGCCAUCCUUGAAACAGGAUUAUAUCCAGUGGAUUCAUGCUGCAUAUGCUUUAUUUUCUGGUCUCAUUUAUGCCCUUAUUUUUUCUCAGUGCCCUUUGAUACCAAAGUGCUUGAAACAAAUGCUUAUUACAGCAUUUAAAAACAAAACACAAUGCUAUAAAUGUUUUGUCUUCCCUGAACUGAUGUUGGUUGACCAAUGGAAUCUCUCAAGCCAAUUCAGGCUUGGGGAUUUUGUUUUGAUCCUAAAAUGUAAAUGAUGUCUCUUAAAAUUUGAUGGGUCUGAUAUCAAGAAAGAACUUCAAAGAUUUUCAUGUUUUUUAAAAAUGUAUUUUAUA
Molecule: messenger RNA, 2623 nt
Organism: Nyctereutes procyonoides (raccoon dog)
Lineage: Eukaryota; Metazoa; Chordata; Mammalia; Carnivora; Canidae
Gene: BTC
Product: betacellulin
Exons: 6
Coding region: 93-611 (172 amino acids)
Biological process (GO): positive regulation of mitotic nuclear division; epidermal growth factor receptor signaling pathway; positive regulation of cell population proliferation
Source: RefSeq, a predicted model, not a curated record